Messenger RNA from Ictalurus furcatus (blue catfish), 5824 nucleotides. RefSeq names its product katanin-interacting protein. The transcript has 28 exons. Bases 135 to 4688 code for a protein of 1517 amino acids. NCBI's taxonomy places the organism in Eukaryota, Metazoa, Chordata, Actinopteri, Siluriformes, Ictaluridae. The record is from RefSeq and is a predicted model, not a curated record.
CGCUGGGAGAGAGAUGCGCUCUGUGAUUGGUCAGCGGGUUUCCGUGGUUACCAGCUCCAGCUGUCAACAACAGACGGUUUGUGAGCGUGAACUCGGCUGCCAGUGUGGAGCAACGUUCCGGAUAGACUAAUGUCAUGGACUGGGCGUGUGAUCGGCCCUAUCACUGGAAACCCGGAGCGGACCAAGAGGAUAUUAGGAGGGGUGAUGCAGCAAAAGAGCAACUGGAUGAAUAUUUAAUCAGCCUGCAACACAGGAACAGGGCUCUGAGGAAGCAGCAGGUGAAGGACCCGAAGCAGGUGGAGUUAGAACAGCUGGAACAGGGCUUCUGCAUCUACAUCAACGGUGCUAAUGCUAACCUGGCUAAUGCUAAGGGCAGUCGGAGAGCUAGUCAUAGACACACACACAUUGCAGACGGUCCCAGAAGGGGUACAGAGGAUACGUACGUAGUGACUCAUCACUACGUGAGGAGUCACACUGCACCUGAGAGAGCACAGCAUAGAGAAUGGGUCCAGAAAUCAAUACACAUCCGCACAGAGAGUGGGAGUCGAGUGAAAAUAUCUCCGGAAGAUCGAUACCCGGACGACUUUGAGCCAUUCGAGAGUGUAGAUAUGGAGGCGGGAGGAGAAGGGUGUACAGUGCUGGGUGUAAAGUCUCACUCUGAAUCUGAACCUGCUGAAAGGCUCCUGCUCAGCCUCAACCAGGUCAAUGUGUUGCGGCGCAGCCUAGAGGCCAGUGUGAAGCGGAGCAGCCGUGACUCUGCAGGAGAGGAGUCGGAGGAUGAGUGGGUGGAAGAACAGAUCGAGAGGGACGACAGUAAUGACAGCAUCAGUGACAUCACCCUUCCCCCCUCCCCCAAACCAAGCCAACCUAUCAGGAGUCAGCCCAGCUCCAGUGACCUCAUUGUGCUGGACUUUGGCCCCUCCCCUAUAGGCCGUAAGAUAGAGCGCUGUUUCUCAGCUAAGCGGAAGGAGAACGUGGAAUCCUAUAUCCCCACUAAACCAGUUCUGGUGAAGAAAGGAAGCGAGAGGUCCAGCAGUACUCGACAGGACACACCACGUCCUGGUAGUGGUGUAGAGCGCCCCCUAUCUGCACUGAGUAAAAAGCAGGAGGAGCGAGACUCUGAGGCGAAGGGGCUCAGUGUGUCCCAGGCACUACAGAAAGUGAACUCCCCCUUACACACACUCACAUCAGACAAACAGCAUCACACACUCUCAUCUGAGCUCCAACACCACCCAGGUCAAGUUCUACAGAGGAGUGUACUCAGCUUCAGUCCGCAGGUGAACUGCACCGUCACAGAUCAGGCAGACAUCAACCAUAAUAUUGAGGAGGAGGAGGAUGAAGAAGAUGAGAAUCAAUUAAUGAGAGCCAUGCAGAGGAUCACACUUAUGGGGCCCAGUCAGCAGAAGAGGUUGUUGAAGGCUCUGGAGAAUAUUGAGACUGAUGCUCAGUCCACAGUUUCUCACACACACAUCAACAUCAGCAGUUCCCCACCAGCUAGGAGGCGGGGCUCAGCAGAGGCUCUUUGUGUUACCAUGGAGAUUUUGUCGAACUGGGGAGGCGGGGGACGAGUAGGGCUGACGGAGGUCCAGUUCUUCUGCAGGAGGAACCGCAAACUUCAAGUCUCUCCGCAUGACCUGGACAUCCGGAACGCCGAUCAGCCCGGGAACCUCGCCGCUCUCGUCAACGGCAAGACUAAAACCACUAAAGAGCGGGACAUGUGGGCGUGUCGGUUCCACGCACCAGUUCAGCUGUACUUUGUGGUGAGAAACACGGAGUGCUCCCCGGACUUCAGCAUCGCACGCAUUAAAAUCUGGAAUUAUAACCGCAGUCUGAACGAGCUGGCUGUAGGAGCCCGUGACGUACGCGUGUACGUGAACAGCACGCUGGUGUUUGACGGUCGUUUAGAAAAAGGCUCCGGUAACCAGGUGUUCGAUUACAGCACAACCAUCGACCUGCAAGAACUCCAGCUCCCAGAAUGCACCUCUCCCAGCCCUGCCUGCUUCAGCCCACGUCGCUAUGACAACCUGUCUCGGGAUCAAUCCAAGCCCGGCUCCUUCACGGUAACGGAAACAAGUGAGCGGUCACAGAAAGACAGAGAUUGUACUCCCGCGAGCAGUAACAGCAGACACAACAUGCAGACGGACUCAUUAGAGCUCGAAGAUCCACCCCUGGUAGGGAGCAACAGGAAGGCGGUUACCACAGUGACUACCCAGCCAGCAUCACGCGGGGCUCGAGAGCGCCCCCCAUGGCUGGAGCCUCAGAACAGAAGCAAUAGCAAACACCAACCCACAGCGAAGCACAAACUCUCAGUCCUGGAUGAUGUCUCCUGCAGUCCAGCCAGCGUCUGUGGCCACCAGGUGGCACCACUCACUAACACGGAGAGAAGCUGUGAGACCAAACCAGAGCAGGAGCCGUAUCUGUUCGAUACUCUGCGCAAGGAGAAACCACACGUACGAGCCAUCAGCGGCCGCAGAGGGUCUGCACGCUCUCAGAUGAAACCACAGAGUCAUGACGCAGAGAGGUCAGAGGAGCUUGGCCUAGUUGCCGAUGGUAACCAUGGUCUGCGGUCACAAUGGCUGAGCGAGACCGAUGACAACAAACCCAUAAUGAUGACUAGAUCACCGGACUCGCUGACAAAGUUUGAUCAGCACGAGGGUGACGUUUUUGACGAGUUUCUCCAGCGCAGGUCCCGCCCUACUCUUGUGACACCGGACCCCGUGACCUCUGACUCUGAGGAGGAGUUUGAGAUCCCGGUCCUUCCGCAAGGGCAGCACCUAGUAAUGCGUAUCCUGUCCACGUGGGGAGACCGUCGCUACGUGGGCCUGAAUGGUGUGGAGAUAUUCAGUGCCAGCGGAGAACCUGUCACACCACGACGCAUCGCUGCUGUGGUGAACGGACUACCUGAGGUUAAUGGCGACGUCUCCAAGGUGACAGAUGGCAUCCAUCGCACGCAGGACGACUCCCACAUGUGGCUGGCCCCAUUUGUGACGGGGAGGCGGUGUGAGAUCACACUGGACCUUGGAGAGACGCAACGCCUCGCCAUGAUCCGUGUGUGGAACUACAACAAAUCCCGCAUUCACUCGUUCAGAGGAGUGAGAGAUGUGGACAUGCUGCUGGACGGACGGAGGAUCUUUAGAGGAGAGAUCGCUAAAGCAUCUGGCACGCUGAUUGGAGGUCUAGAUCAGUUUGGUGAUACGAUCCUCUUCACCACGGACGAUGAGAUCCUGGAAGCCAUGUCGCGCUUUGAUGACACGUUUGUGUGUGUUAAUGAGGAGGUGGGGUCUGGAGCAGAGGGGGAGGAGCUUCAGCGUCCACAGACUGCAGACGAAGAAGAAGAGGGAAUACCACAAACACAAGCCGGACUUAGGGAGGACAGCACAGCUAAGAACCAGGACACUGCAGUAGAGCCAUGUGCUGAACCAGAGAACUCGAAUUCUGGUCUCUACACGGGAAAGAGCGUGUGUCUGUCUCUGAUUUCGACGUGGGGUGACUCUCACUAUCUCGGCCUCACCGGGUUGGAGAUUGUCGGUAAGGAUGGUGAGAUCAUCCCUGUCGACGUCUCCAUGGUAACAGCAACACCACGUGACCUCAACGACCUCCCAGAGUAUAACAAUGACCUUCGUACUCUGGACAAGCUGUUUGAUGGAGAGAACAUCACCACUGAUGAUGAGCACAUGUGGCUGAUCCCCUUCACCCCUGGCUCUGACCACACCCUCUCCAUCCAGUUCAGCCAAUCACAGACGAUCACUGGCCUCAGAGUCUGGAACUACAACAAAUCACCUGAGGACUCGUACAGAGGGCUGCACGCAUUGUGUGUUUACGUGGACGAAGUGUGUGUGUCUCCGCCGGAUGGGUUCCUGAUCAGGAAAGGACCGGGGAACUGCCACUUUGACUUCGCUCAGGAGAUUCUGUUCAUCGACUAUAUCCAGUCCUCGAGUGUGUGUAAAAACACACCUGCAACACGCACACACAGGAGUGAAGAGAAGGCCAGUAUGGAAUACGAGGCUCCACUCAUGCCGUGUGGAUUUAUUUUUCAGUUGCAGCUCUUGACUACGUGGGGUGACCCGUACUACAUUGGUCUGAAUGGUCUAGAGCUUUAUGACCACAAUGACCAGAAGAUUCCUCUCACCGACAACAACAUCGCUGCGUUCCCAGACAGUGUGAACGUGUUGGAUGGUGUGUGUGGAGAUGUGCGAACACCAGACAAACUGAUCAACGGCAUCAAUAACACACACGAUGGACGCCACAUGUGGCUCGCUCCACUGCUGCCCGGCCUGGUGAAUCAUGUGUACGUGAUCUUCGACCGGCCUGUGACCGUCUCUAUGAUCAAACUGUGGAAUUAUUCUAAAACACCACAGAGAGGAGUCAAAGAGUUUGGGCUCCUUGUGGAUGAUCUCCUGGUGUAUAAUGGGAUCCUGGAGUGUGUGUCACAAGUUUCCCGGGGAAUUCUGCCGAACCUCGACCCCGUCGUCCCCUACCACACUAUACUGUUCACCGACAACACACGCAUCGCACACCGCGAGAGGAACACCGUCAUCAGCAACCAUGUGGAGGAACAGGAUGUGAAGAUGACCAACGAUAACCAAACUGUAAAACAGCACAAUAAGAAAAAAACAACAGCAGACCCAGCACUGAGACCAAAAACCUGCAUGAUGGACACACCCAAGCACAGGACACGCCCAUACUGAUUAGGGAUGUCACGAUACCUAAAAAUCUAGUAGUCGGUAUCGAUACCACCAAAAGUACACGAUACUCCAUACCAAAGUCGAUACCACAGUGUGGUUUUAAAAAAAAAAAGUUAAAAAUUUUUUAAAUAAAAUUAAAAACUCCUGGUGGACAUCCUCCUCUGGCUGAUACUGGCAAAAGGAGAAAGAGGGAUAUUUUAGUUAUCAAACACUGUCUGACUAUGACUAAUAGGUGCUAAGGUGCACUCUUAAAUGCACACACACACACCCCUUAUACUCUGAAUGCAAGCAUUAGUUUAAAUUCACUGAUAUGGUGGCAGACCAGAAAGGUUUAUUAAAAGCAUGAACAUGUGAAUAAUUAUUAGUGACAUGAGGCUACAUUUAUCUGACAGGACACGGGCUGAAUGGUGAUGCAUGGUGGUCCAUUCGGAGGUAGUUUAUAACAAAUAACCGGCUAUCGCUAACAUUACAUGGAGCAUAACGUUAGCUGGUUUCACGGCUACAAUGCAGCUGCCUCAAACAAACAUAAUAUAGGAUCGUCUUUCAGGUGCUUCACCAAAUUCCAGGUGUUUCCUCACUUUGUUUGAAAUGAACGAUAGCAUCGGCUGCACACCGGCAACCGCUAAACUUGUUAAGCUAAGCUAAUCUUCUGUAGCUUUUCCCAUGUGCUUGUAUGUGUUCUUCACCACUCGUGGACCGACUAAAACACUUGCACGUAUUUGCUGCCCCCAUCAGGUCCGGAAGAAUUGCAACCUACUGAGGUUAGAAUUAGAAUCGGUACCAACAGUACUGAAGAAAAACAAGUACCGUCACGUUUUAACAAUGUUGGUACUGAAGUAUUGGUUCUUGUGACAUCCCUAAUACUGACACAGCCACAGAGAAAGAGUGUGUGUGUGUGUGUGUGUGUGUGUGUGUGUGUGUGUGUGUGUGUGUGUGUAGAGAGGUUAGUUGUAGUGAACAGUCACACUCUCUGGUGCACUGUGUAUAACAGUUGUGUAUAUUCUCCUGUGUGUGUGUGUGUGUGUGUGUGUGUGUGUGUGUGUGUGUGUAGUUGUAGUAAUAUUAUAAUAAUCUGUAUUAUAGCUGUUCAUAUGAGCUCGUGUUUCAAUAAAGUCUCUACACUAAGUGCAUUAGAUUUA